Electrophorus electricus (electric eel) is the source of this 1121-nucleotide messenger RNA. RefSeq names its product ATPase H+ transporting V0 subunit e2 (gene atp6v0e2). Gene Ontology annotation, cellular component: proton-transporting V-type ATPase, V0 domain. Gene Ontology annotation, biological process: proton transmembrane transport. Gene Ontology annotation, molecular function: proton-transporting ATPase activity, rotational mechanism. The record is from RefSeq and is a predicted model, not a curated record. NCBI's taxonomy places the organism in Eukaryota, Metazoa, Chordata, Actinopteri, Gymnotiformes, Gymnotidae.
AGAGAGUCAGUGGGGCUCAUUCUGCGGUUAUAGGCUGUAAAUCCUUGCCGGUUUGCGAAGCAUUUGUAAAUUGCCAACGUUCUUCAUCUUAGUUAUCUAAAUAUAUAUUUUUGCUUAUCUCUACAGGUGCCGCUAAAAAUAUAUAGCUACAAUGGUGUCGCACUCGCUCGCGUUACCGAUGAUCUGCUUCACGAUUCUGUGGGGACUGGUAGGGGUCGUGGCUCCAUUUUUUGUACCGAAAGGACCGAACAGGGGUGUCAUCAUUACCAGUCUGGUGUUGACAGCGGUCUGUUGCUAUUUAUUCUGGUUAAUAGCAAUAUUGGCCCAGGCAAAUCCUCUGUUUGGACCACAGCUGAAGAAUGAGACCAUCUGGUACCUGCGUUAUUACUGGGAAUAAGGAAUGCAUUUCCUGUAUUGAGACCACAUUUCAUCAUCCAAAAUGUAAAACCAACGAAGUCAGACACAGUUCCUUCUAAUGAUCCACAUUCUCUCUCCUUCACUGAGGAUGGAAUAUUCCCUGGAACACCCAGUAACCUUUACCUUGGCUGUUAUGCUAAUAUUGUCUUUGUUUUAGAAAACUCUAUUUCAAGAAGGGGUUUGAUGUUAUCUAGUCCCAGAGAUGAUGUGUAUAUAUCUCCUUUAAAAUGUACACGAUAUUGACAAUUUCAUGAAGAUGUGUAGAUCAUUUCAUGUGCAAUCAAAAUAGCUUGUGAUGCCGAUGUCAUUUAAAGGUUGAUGUAUUUGCUUUAUUUGUGACAAACAAUAUCUUUAAGUGUGAAUGGCCAGUGCUUUUGGAAUGCAUUUGUGUCACAUGUUUAUUUAUUGGAUUAUUUAUUUUAUUUUUAUCUGUUUUUCUUUCCACAUGCAUAUAUGAAUUGUAAACUGUGAAUUGUUAACCUGUUAAAUAUCACGUGUGUGUAGGGAUGUGUGUUAAUGCUGUAAUGCUGGAGUAUUAAGAUCAGUUUUAAAAGGAGUACUUGCCAAACAUAUGGCUCACGCAGGUGACAAUUUCUUUAUUAAUUCUAAUUGACUCCUGUCUCCAGGCAUUCAUUGUUUAACAAACAUGCUAAUUCCAUAAACUGUACUGAGCAUCAAAUACAGUUAUGUGCAAAAUAAUAGCA